CUGGGCUGUGUUUGUCAGUCAGUGAUACCUACCUUCCUUGAUGUUGCAUGACCGUGUGACCGUGUGGCGUGGCAUGGUCCAGCUGCAUCGCAUCAAGCCAUACAUAUCUCCUGGUACAUGGUGGCACACGUGCAUUCUCGAGGAUGGGACAUCCAAACAUAUACACAGACACUUACAGACAGACAGACAGACCUAAGCACGCAUCAAUCAGUGCACGCCACGCCCUCCUCGCUAUACACAGACAGACAGACACAUCCACACAGCCAUACAUACACACCACCCCCUACAUCAGUGACUCAGCGACCCCCCAUUACCCCCUGCACCAGCCUCCUCUCCGCCCAUCCGCACCACACACCCCACGAACCGCCCCAAGACAACACCUGGCCCUUGGCGACAAACGGGCUGAGUGUGGGAGACGACGAGGCCGCGAUAUAGUAAAUGCCGCUCGCCAGCACUAAGAAAGCGGGCACCAGACGACCAGCCAGGAGCCAGCCAACGACAGUGUAGUUCUCAGCUUGAUCGUCGCCGUCUUGUUCCUGCUGGGCCGCCUCGCACGUCGACCCCUCACGCGUAGAUGGGUCGCCCCCGUGCUGGCUCUUGAGCUCUCCUGCAGCGCUGUCUUGCUCUGAUGCCAAUGUCGGCUUGCGGCUUCGUAGCUGGGUGCCGGGUGGGUCAGCCGAUGGCAUGACAGACUGCUCAGUGCCAUCCGUGUGAUGGUCGCCAGAGGGUGGGUGUGUCGCUUCUGAUAGAGUGACGUGGCGAUGGACAACGGUCGCGACGGCGAGGAAGGGCAGCGCCAUGCCGGCGAAGUACACCAGCAGCAGAGAGACAGCAGCGUGGGUCGAGAGAGGCGGCGGGACCAUCAUGGAGUGGUGUGUGGGGAAGGUGUCUUGUAUGAGGGCCAUGAAUGGCCCGAUGCACGGCGUCCACGUGAGGCUGGUGGCCAGGCCGCCCAGCACCGCACCAGCCGCAGUAUCGACAACCACCUGCACACACAGCAGACAGAAAGGAGGGAGGAAAAGAAUUGAGGCGUACCGUACCCGACAAGUGUGCAUGGUGUUGGUUCUCGUCGGCUGGUAUACCGUGUCGAAUUGCAUGGAUGAGAGGACGAACAAGUCACUCAAGUCCUGGCGGCCCGUCCUGCGGGCGACGUAUGCAGCAGUGCCGUAGAGACCAGGGAGGGAGAGGAGGGUCGCCCACACCAAAUACAGCACACCAGCAACCUACAAGCAGACACAACACGAGCAGGCUCGUGAUCACUGACUGGUACAUUCUCCCAUCCGAUGCUUCUCACCUUCAGCCGUAUUUCCGAUUGCAGCGCGAGCGUCUCAUCCACAAUGUUCGCCUGGAUAGGCUCGGUCGUCAGCUUCGCCCCCACAUAAGCCAUGCCCAUAGACGCAAACAACAGACUGACGCCAAGCACCUCCGGCCAGCAGUACCGAGCCCACCACACCUCCACACGCCGGCUGCAUCUCGCAAUGCGCACCAUGCCGGCAACUGCGGCCAUGGAUGGCACGAUGAGGGAGCCGCUGCACGUCGAUACGCUACCGAAUAGCCCCGCUGCGAAUGCGCCGGCGACCGACACCAACACGUGGAUGAGCCAGUGAACACCAUAGAACAGCCCGUCUCCCCGCCGCCCAGUGUCUCGCCGCUCAAAGGGCGGCGAAGCGAGGGGGGAUGAGACAGAGUCAGGCUGGCGCCGGCCGUCGAGCAGCAGGGAGGUCAUCCAGUGGCUGGAUGGGGUCAUGAGGGGCGAGAUGCUGCUCGUUGUUUCCAGGACGCUUUCGUAGGUCUGAAUGAGGUCGUUCUCGAGAACCAGCUGGGCGGACUUGGCGAGAUAGUACCCAUCAUCCUGACAGGCGAAGGACAUGCAAGGGUCAUCGAUGUGUCUCAUACCUCCCUGCCCUCUCACCAGAUAUGUCUUUGAUUCCUGGAAGAGCCCCAGUGUCAUCAGUCCCGCCUCCAGACACUCCGCCCACAUCGGCACACCGCCCUCCUCACCUCCCAGCCAGCCGCCCAUGUGGUAAAGAGCCAACCUUACACACGAGUAGGCAGCCAUGCCGUUGUCCUCGAUCGUCUUGUGCAGCGAGAUGGCGUCGCCAGGCGACGCGAAAAGGGAUAUGUCCGCAUCAUGGGGGUUGCGGUCGAUGAAGCCGCCGAAGAGAGGGUCGUAGUUGCGAGACAGGAGGACAUGCGCCAGGCGAUCGAUAAGGGAGAGGAGGGAUGGCUUCUCGCGCUGGAAACGGGUGCAGAUGUGGAGGUCGGCAGGGGGAUGGUCACCACAGACGCUUUCGAGUGCUUCCAGGGUCUGGAUUGCCCCGAGGAGGACAGCAGAGGUGUCUGCCAGGUUGCCGCGGGUGCCUCCCGCCCGGCCGCCGGCAUAGAAGUGAUAGACGCCGCGAUCGGUCAUCAGGUCGCCAUCGAUAAAGGCCAGAGUGUCGAGAGCCUUCUCGCACCCCACCUGCCGCAACUCCAUGUCCGCCGAGUGCCGGCAGAGCCAGGCCAUCGUGAUGACGGCCUCCCCAUUGCCAUCUGCGUAUUUCGUCGGGUCGACUCUCGGUGCCGGCAGGGCCUCUGAUGGCCGUUCCGUGUGUGCGUAAUAUGCGUCCUCGCCGUUGACGUCCAUGCUGCCGAAGAAGCCGCCCGCCGUGCUGUCCCACCACCGUUCGGUGAUGAAGGCCAUCGUGCGUGUGACGACGUCAUCGAGGGUCGAUCUGACGGCGUCUAUAGCGUCUCGAGGCGAUGUGGCAUUGAGAAUGGGGGGAAUGGACGAGGUGGGAAGGCCGUCCUUGAUGGGCGCGAGAACCUGGAAAAGCAAGCGCCUUUUGUCUUGUCGUCAGCGAGUAAUGUUGGUUGAUGGUGCAUUAAGCUUACAUGUUGCAAGUGGGCGAAUGUUCGCAGCAUUUUGACGUUGUCGACGAGCAUCUUCUCAUAAUGCGGCGGGGUCCACUGACGCGUGGUGCCGUACCGAUGGAAUCCGCCCUCUACCGGGUCCCAGAGGCUGCCACACGACAAACGUGACAACAGCAAUAUCACGUCCACCACCCAUCCAUGGCUGCGCUGCCCCUGCCUGCCUUCCGUCCCUGGUUACUUGUACUUGCCCUGUGUCAUUUGCUCCAUUGUGGUGUACAUGCCCAUGAGCGUCCCCACAGCUACAUCCGCCCACCUCCCCCCGACCCUUUCAAACAUGUCCACACUGUAGUCCACCGACAGGGCAUGGGGGAACUUGGCUCCAUUGCCGAAGCCGCCCCACUGCCCGUCGAAUAAAGGGGGGAUGGACGACGUAUACCGUUCGUGGAAGGCCUGCAGGGCCGCAUGUGUCGGCAGGGAGAGGGGGCGCGCUGCGGCGGCUGUGAGGGCUUGCUCCAGCUGCUCGAGUGAUGGUCUCUUGUCGCCUGGAUGGCCGUCGACGUACCGCUGCCUCCAGUUACCAGCCGUCGUGACAUCAUUUGCCGCCUGUCCCUCGUGCCGCAUCCUCUCAAAAACGUCGAUCGCCUUGAGGAGAAUCCCUCGUAUCUGCUCGGGCGGCCUCGGCCCGCUCCAGCCAUACACUCGCCUCGGCACACCACCCCCUCCCUCAUCCGAGCGUGGCGGCAGCAGAAUCACCGACGAAGGCCAGCCGCCCUCGAGCCAUUGCUUGGUGAGGUCAGCACGCUUGUCGGCGUCCACAUAGACGAGAUGGAAGUGCUGUGCGAGGGUGUCAGCGACCAUUGGGUGGAAGAGGUAGUCUUCGCUCUCGUACACUUCGCACCAGUAGCACCACGCCGGCGCCGUGAGGAGCAGGAAGAUGGGCCGGGGCGAGGCAGCGGCCGCGGCAAACGUGGACGCCCUGCAACCACACGCAGACAACACGCAACAUGCAUCGUUGCCAUGUGACGGGUUCGGCCGUGUGUGUGAUGUGUUGUAAUGGACCUGUAGUCCAUCCAGGGCAUGCGGCCUUUGAGGGCCUCUGCCUUGCUGUAUGUGUACUUGAACUCUUCAUGGUCGGUCUCGCGCGGGAUAGGCGCCUUCACAGCCGCAGCACCCAGCCCCGAUGAAUCAGAAAUGAAAAUCAACGACGAGAACAGAAGAUGCCCCACAAGCAGGCUCCGAAUCACCCCUCCGGCCAUCC
Messenger RNA from Vitrella brassicaformis, 4111 nucleotides. Lineage: Eukaryota; Vitrellaceae. The record is from the annotation of a GenBank genome assembly.